ACACUCUGGCCUUAUGUGAUUACUGGGGGGAGACGUGUCCCCUCAGUGUCUGUGGUGGUUACGGCCCUGCUACUUAACCCAGGACCGACUAAACGCAUUUUCUGCAACGCCUUCUGAGAGUUUGGUGCUUUUCGUUUCCCGUACAUUUGCGUCACCGGUGUGGACGCGGGAUAUUUAAUAACAAAUCAUGGACCUCAAAGCCUAUUGCUUUGCAAAACUUGUUAAUUCAUGUAGGCAAUUCAAUUAGGAAUCUAGCUGGAUGUAUUUACUUGGCAUAUAGAUUAAAGACGUUAUAUUUCCGUUAACAAUGGCACUCCGUAACUCUAAUCCUAAUACUUGGCGGUUCUUUUAGCAUUAGUAAUUAGCUUGCUAGCACUGUCUGCUAUAGCAACUGAAUCAGGGUGAGCUGUUCUCCAGCUCACUGCGCUCAUUAGACCAAAUUCACCCGCGUCUCUAAGUCAGAAUGAGGAGAAGCUUUGCGCCCAGUCAGCUCGCCAAGAGAAAGCAGAGAGUCGAUUCAUCUGAGGAUGAUGAUGAAGAUGAAGACUGGGAUGCUGAAAUUACAAGCAAAAGGAAGAAAGACUGCAGAGAAAGCUACAUAUCUCCAUACAGGAAGCCUCUGACCCAGCUCACAGACCGGCCUCUGUGUGUGGACAGCAACGAGCAUGAGGCUUUUAUUCGAAGUAUCCUUUCAAGACCAUUCAAGGUUCCCAUCCCUAAUUACACAGGUCCGUUGGGUGUGCGGGCUCUGGGCUUGAAGAGGUCAGGUGUUAGAAAGGCUCUCCAUGACCCUUUUGAAGACGGGGCUCUGGUUCUUUAUGAGCCGCCAGCUUUGGGGGCUCAUGACCUCAUCAAAACAGACAAGGACAAGCUGCCUGUGCACGUUGUGGUGGAUCCGGUGCUUGGUAAAGUUCUUCGACCCCAUCAAAGAGAGGGUGUGAAGUUUCUGUGGGAGUGUGUGACAGGGCGGCGCAUCCCUGACUCCUAUGGCUGCAUCAUGGCUGACGAGAUGGGACUGGGGAAGACACUGCAGUGCAUCACGCUCAUGUGGACUCUCCUCAGGCAGAGUCCUGAUCUCAAACCUGAGAUUGAUAAGGCCAUUGUGGUCUCCCCAUCCAGCCUUGUCAGAAACUGGUACAAUGAAGUCGCUAAGUGGCUUGGAGGACGUGUGCAGCCUGUGGCUAUUGACGGUGGCUCCAAGGAAGAAAUAGACCGGAAGCUUGUGAACUUCAUUUCCCAGCAAGGUCUGAGAGUUCCCACUCCCAUUCUGAUUAUUUCAUAUGAAACGUUCCGUCUGCACGCUGAAGUUCUGCACAAAGGCAAAGUUGGAUUGGUCAUUUGUGAUGAGGGUCACAGGCUGAAAAACUCGGACAAUCAGACGUACCAGGCUCUGAAUGUGAUGAACGCCCAGCGCAGAGUCCUGAUUUCCGGCACUCCCAUUCAGAACGAUCUGCUUGAAUACUUCAGUCUGGUGCACUUUGUCAACGCAGGCAUCCUUGGCACAGCUCAGGAAUUUAAAAAGCGCUUUGAGAUUCCCAUCCUGAAGGGCCGUGAUGCAGAUGCUAGUGAUAAAGAGCGUGCUGUCGGGGAGGAGAAGCUAAAAGAGCUCAUCAGCAUCGUUAACAGGUGUCUGAUCAGGAGGACCUCAGACAUUCUAUCUAAGUAUCUUCCCGUGAAGGUUGAGCAAGUAGUUUGCUGCAGGCUGACUCCUCUGCAGAAAGAACUCUACAAGCUGUUCCUGAAGCAGGCAAAGCCAUUAGAGAGUCUGCAGCAGGGCAAGAUCAGCGUAUCCUCACUGUCCUCUAUCACCUCACUCAAAAAGCUGUGUAACCACCCCUCACUGAUCUAUGAGAAGUGUGUGGAGGGGGACGAGGGCUUUGCUGGUGCAGUGGACCUCUUCCCACCGGGUUACUCCACUAAAGCUGUCGAACCGCACCUUUCAGGGAAGAUGCUGGUGCUCGACUACAUUCUGGCCAUGACACGGACGACAACCAGCGAUAAAGUGGUGCUGGUGUCCAACUACACACAGACGCUGGACCUGUUUGAGAAGCUGUGUCGUGCUCGCAAAUACCUGUAUGUGAGACUGGAUGGAACAAUGUCUAUAAAGAAGAGAGCCAAGAUUGUUGAAAGAUUUAACAGUCCUUCUAGCCCAGAUUUCAUCUUCAUGUUGAGCAGCAAGGCCGGCGGCUGCGGCCUGAACCUUAUUGGGGCAAAUCGGUUGGUAAUGUUUGACCCGGAUUGGAAUCCAGCCAAUGACGAACAGGCGAUGGCAAGAGUGUGGCGUGACGGCCAGAGAAAAACGUGCUACAUCUACAGAUUGCUCUCUACGGGGACCAUAGAGGAGAAGAUCCUGCAGAGGCAGGCUCAUAAGAAGGCUCUGAGCAGCUGUGUAGUGGAUGAGGAGCAGGACGUAGAGAGACAUUUUUCUCUGGAGGAGCUGAAGGAGCUGUUCACUCUCAACGAGUGCACACUCAGUGACACACAUGACAGGUUUCGAUGUCAGCGCUGCGUAAACGGGCGUCAGGUUCGUCCCCCUCCCGGCGAUUCAGACUGCACCAGCAAUCUGUCGUGCUGGCAUCAUUGUGCAGAUAAAAAAGGGCUGAAGGACACGGUGCUUCAGGCCUCCUGGGACAAAGCUGUGACCUUUGUGUUCCACCAGAACUCCCACGAAGACCAGAGAGGAGUCGUCUGAACACUGUAUGUCUGAACAGCUGUAAACGUGCCAAACCUAUCACAUGUAGCUGUGGCUGAUUCAUUCUGUAAAACUUGUGUAUCAGAGGUAGAGAGGUGAAAGACAUCACAAGAAGAAGAUACCUAAGAGACGGUUAUUUUUUGUCACAUCACCAUGGUGAUUCUUGAAUAACUAUUUUUUGUUCUGUUUCUUUCUUUUUAUUUAUUGUGUAUAUUUGAGGGUCUUUAUUAAUGUUGAUUAAAUAUCUGUCAUAUAUAAAAUACUGCUUAUUUUUGUCUAUUUCUGGUUGCUAUCCAGGAGUUCUACUGUACAACAAACACAAAACUAAGAAGUAUUUUUGCAUGAGCAUACCAGGGAAUGUUUUUAUGAUACGCAACUUGAGUGUUAUAUUAAACAUCCAGCAUAAUGGAAAAGAAGACAGCAUGAUAGAUUAUAAUGUUACUUAACUGAACUUGCUGAUCUGAGAACUAGUAAGCACUUGAUUAAUAUCCUUGUGACUGCGACAAUACACAAUAGUGAAAGCUGGAAGAAUCAGGAUUGUUAAACCAUGUUGCUUAUAUAUGAAGUGUGAGUGCAUAGUUUUUAUUAAAGUUAUGAGUGAUGGAUGUGAGUGGAGCUUAGAAAAGCUUUGCCUAAGCUCGACCAGUGUUUGGAAAUGGUGAAAGAAAUGUUGAAAUGGGACUUUAAACCCAAUAUUAAUCACUUAGCUGUGUUGCUCUUACUGUCAGCUUCUAAACUGACAAAAGCCUUUUCUAGAGUUAUUCUCAGAUCAUAAUGAUUUGUUUGAGAAAAUGAGUUCUUGUGUAUUUGCAUAUGCAUAAUUUUGCAGAUGAUUUAUCAAAAAUGACAAAAUAGUGGCUCUCUGGCAGUCGUCACCCAGAUGAGGAGGAGUUCCCAGUUGAGUCUGGUUCUUCUCAAGGUUUCUUUCUCAUGUCACCUCGGAGAUUUUCCUUGCCACUGUCGGGGCGACACGGCUUGCUCAUUAGGGAAAAAUUUAUAAAUUUAAACUUUUUAUGCUGAAUUUAUGUAUUUCAGUAAAGCUGCUUUGUGACAAUGUUCAUUGUUAAACGCGCAAUACAAAUAAAACUGAAUUGAAUUGAA
This is a messenger RNA of Pangasianodon hypophthalmus (striped catfish), 3793 nucleotides long. It is a transcript of the gene rad54l, whose product is annotated as RAD54 like. Gene Ontology annotation, biological process: double-strand break repair via synthesis-dependent strand annealing; reciprocal meiotic recombination. The transcript has 18 exons. Gene Ontology annotation, cellular component: nucleus. Lineage: Eukaryota; Metazoa; Chordata; Actinopteri; Siluriformes; Pangasiidae. Gene Ontology annotation, molecular function: ATP binding; ATP-dependent chromatin remodeler activity; DNA translocase activity. The coding region runs from base 464 to 2692 and encodes 742 amino acids. The record is from RefSeq and is a predicted model, not a curated record.